UUUUAGCUAUAUACAUUACUGCUAUAUUUAAAUGGCACAUUAUUAUGAUGAACUUGCAGUGGUUAGCUAGCUUCGCUUCUGUUUUCAAUGUGCUAAUUUGUUUGCUUAAUCAGUCCUGCUACUUUUGUCCUCAUUCGAAUAUUUUCUUUACAGGUUUCUGCUUCAUUUGUCACCUCUAAGACAUGGCAUGUGUACAGCAAGUCCGAACAUCUCAGGACACUCAGCUGUUGCCCAGUCAGGUAGUAUCAGAGCUGCAGUCCAUUGCUGUUAUCAAGAAACUUCUGGCUAUUGCCGUGUCUGGCAUCACAUACCUGAGAGGACUUUUUCCAGAGAAAGCCUACGGGAACAAAUAUGUGGAAGAUCAGAAAGUGAUGAUCCUCAGAGAGGAGCAUAGUUGUCCUGGUGCCUGUCAGAUUGUUCGGUGGAUGCAGGGAUGCUUUGAUGCCAUCCAGUUGAAAUAUCUGCGGAUUGUCAUUAUGUCUGUCUACACAGACCCUGACAAACCGCAGAAUGUGACAGAGUUUUAUCAGUUCAGGAUUCAGUACAACUCUGACGGGGCAAGGAUGGACUUUGAGAGCAACCACAACAAAAAUAUAUCGACAAUGUUGUGUGGCAGCACCAAGAAGGCUAGCAUCCUGUUGGUGAGGAAGCUCUACACUCUCAUGCAGAACCUCGGUCCUCUUCCGGAGACUGUCUGCCUCAACAUGAAGCUGGCCUACUAUGAUGAUGUGACGCCUCAGGACUAUCAGCCGCCAGGCUUCAAGGAGGCUGAUGGAGACACACUGGUGUUUGACAAGGAGCCGGUCAAACUGACCAUGGGCGAGGUCGUCACACCUUUCCACACCAUCAAGCUGGACAUGGCCACUGAGAGACACAGGCUGGAGCCGGUGGAGGAGAGCGUUGGUGGGAAAGACAAGUGGUUUCUCAGGGUGCAGGACGAGGGUGUGGUGUCACAGAGUCAUGUGAUUGAAGAUGUGGACAUGGACAACAACCACAACGAGAUAGAGCUGAUGUGCCAUGAGAAGAUGGCGACUCGUGAGGUUACCAAGGUCGACACCGUGCCGAAAGGGACUUCUGACAUGGAGAUGACCACCAGGAGCGGGCGCAUUAUUAAGUCCACCACGCAGUGUGUUCUGCAGACAAACAGGAUGAUGGACAAUAGGAAGGACGCAGCUAUGAAGGACAAAAUGGUUUCUGAGUACGAGAUUCCAAACAGCCAGGAAACUCCACGGAAGAAACGCAAGUUCAGCGAACCCAAAGAGCACCUCUGACCAACCAGGCACUUCAGUUUUGUCAGUUUUUAAAUGUUCAUUUGUAAGAGUUACAUUUUGAAUGGACAUGCACCUUGUUGCAUUAGAAGAGUUUUUCAUUAAUGUUCAGAUGUCUUGGUGGACUUUUAGUUAACAAACCUUUGUUUGCAUGGUGUUUAAACUUCUGCACUUGUGCAGAGCAGGUCAGUCGGCUUCAAUAAAAGACACACAAAGUGCUGAGUAGUUUCACUGGAGCUGCUAUAAGCAUGAAAGCUUCUACUAGCAUACAAGCGAAGCUGCUCGGCUUUGAUUAGAUUCCACUUCCUGCCAGUUUGAGAGAACUAAAGCCGCCCCUCAUAUGUGAACACACCCAGUAAAUGUCAGUAUUUGCAUGUGGAGUGCAUUAAAUGAAGCUGUUAAGUGAAAGUGGAUUAUAUGUGAACACAGUGACCUUUGGGCCCAGAUAAGGCCCGUCAGCAGCCUCCUGCUCGACAAGCGGUGUGUUUUUAAUCUCCCAUUGUUUUUCCCAGAGAGAGGGACAUUUGCUGAUAGACUGCCUGAGCCUGCUGAAGAUCAAUACUGCAGGAAGCCUUUGUGAUGCAUAGCCAAGCAGCCCCAUCCCUCGCUCUGUCUGGAGCGGGGGGGUUGAGGGACUCAUAUAGCUUAACACAGGCAUUGUGUGGACCGCUGCAUUUGUUUUAUUGUCCCUCAUUGUAUGAUGUUAUAAAGAGGGGAAGCAUAAAGCAGAGGGUGAUACAACGAAGAAUUAGUUUCACAUCUCACACAUCUAUACAACCACCCAGAUCAUGUGACCCAUAUGUACGGCUUUUACUGGCAUCUUUUCGCUGAGCGUGAAGAAACAAGCUAACUAUUUUUUCUUUUUAAGCUGAUUCCAACAAUAGCUUGUCAAGGAGUCCCAGGAGUCGGCCACAAUCCUUCACUCGCACAUUUCAUUUCUCUACACAGCCAUCGCCCACAAAUGAAUUCUCAAAUUAAAUUCAGGGACACACGUCCAGUGGGCAGCGCUAGCAGAUCAAUCAGUUGGUCAAACAGCAGGGGUGGGGGGCGCUCAGCAGACCAAUGAAAAUCUGGGUUGGGUCCGACUGAGUCGAUAGCUGAGGUCCAUGCGGCCCGCGUGCGGUCAAGGGCUGAUAUACAGACAGCCACAGUCCAUCCACAGCUCACCAUAGAUUAAAGGCAGCUUCGCCGAGCCCGUGGUGGAUGGACUCUGAUUGUGCCUGCAGGGCCUGCAGGCCCCACGGGGGUGCUGGGCUUUCCAGCAGGAGGGGGUGGGGCGAGGUAUGGAGUGGACAUCCAGCCCAGGGAUUGUGACCCUUAUGACCUUGCCAGAAGGGCAGCAAAUGUUUCCGAGCUGAUUAGUGCUCCCCCACUCGCUGUUAGCGCUUUACAGUCAGAGUGGGCCCGAGGCACUCGAGAACAUCCGCUAAAAAUGUCACUCAGAUUUUCUCCUGGAAAAAUGCUCAGAAUCUCAGGUUAAGGUUAAGACAUAACUAACAGAACUUUAUAAAAGCUCUCAGGGCACUGAAUCAAUCACAACGGGACUGUUCAGGUUGUGUUAGAAGACAUUUCGCCUCUCAUCGAAGCAGGCUUCAUCAGUUCAUGUUCAAGACUAGAUAGGACAGCUUUAGUCAGAGGGGAUGGUGUGGGAACCAAGUAUUUAUCCUCGCUCCAACCGAGAUUAGUUUUAAUCUUUUGGGACGCAUAACAACAGUCGUUAUGGUACAGUGGAGUGUGGCCUCUGCCAGCUAAUGACAGUAAUUUGGGUGGAAUCACCCUUGUUAGUAUUCCAUUCAGUUGGAACAAUGUUCAUGGGGGCACCUGAGACCAGAAGAAGAAAGAGAAUGAAAAGGACAGCAUUGCAUGUGGGGCAGAGGUGGUGUCGCAGACCUCCCCCUUCAGUUCAGUGAUGGUAGAUGGCUUCCCUCACUCCGCUUUGAAAACAUCUGCCUUCUCUGUUGAGAAUAUUUACAUUCUGUCCUCAAAUGAGUGCUGUUUUUCUUUCAGGUGCAGGUAGACAGCUGAGUCUUGACCAAAAUAGUUAGCCUGUCUGUUGUGACGUGCCUUCUCAGUGGCUGCUUUGUUUCCAAAUAUCUUUUUCUAUGCCGCUUAUCUUCAUUAGGGUCGCGGGGGUAUGCUGGAGCCUAUCCCGGCUGACUUUGGGCAAGAGGCGGGGUACACCCUGGAUUGGUCGCCAGCCAAUCGCAGGAUGCUUGGUUUCAGCAAUAUAAAAAUCAGUGCGUUCCUCACUACACUGGACACCAGAUUGUUUUUCUGGGUAUAGGUUGUCCAGUCUUUGGGGCGUACCAGCCUUUGUCUACAGAUGUGACGUGUAUUGGAAUGUUGUGUUGGUUAAAAAAAUCUUCUCAGAUAGACCUGAUUCAUACAGAAUGACAAUGUUAUUACGUCUGCUAUUUUUUUCUUCCUCGUCCUCAUUGCUCUUGUUGCGUCUGGAACUAGAUGCACUUCUUGCAAAUGACCACAGGUUUUGAGGAACUCCCAGGUGUUUAUACUCCUUCGCUUUGGUCUUUGGGUUGGUGAGAACAUGAUCAGCUCUGUGUUGUAGGGUUCUGAUAACACCAAGUUUGUAUUCCGGUGGGUGGUGCGAAUAUAUAGGUAUUGGUCAGUGUGGGUGGGUUUUGUGUGAACCCUAACAUGGAGGCCCCUUUCGUCUCCAAUGCAAACAUCACAGUCCAAAAAAGCCAAGUUAUUGUCUUUAACAUCCUCAGGUAUGAACUUGAUGUUUUUGUCCACUGUGUCGUCCACAUAUCUGUACCGGUGACUUGGUGCUGUUCCCUUAAAGACGUUCAGAGCCCUCCUUUGCAUGUCUUCCAUGUAGAGGUUGGGGGAUACUUGUGAACCCAUAGCACAACCGUAUUUUUGUCUGUAAAAUGUUCCCAUUAAUUGAAUAUACAGUAUGUGGUAUUACAACACAGAUCCAACAAAUGGCAUAUCUGUUCUGGGUUGAGUUUGGACUAGUCUUGGAGGGUGUAAUAAAGCAGUACCCUUGCAACCCCCCUUGCCUCACGAUUUCCACUGUGUUCUGCAAGUUGAGAUACAAUUGAGUCAUUUUAGUGCAGCUUUAGGUCUUUGACCCUAUUAACAAAGUCAAUUCCGUUUUGGAAGUGAUGUGGUGUUUUGCCGACCAGAGAUGCUCAAAUGUUGGCCUCAUAUUUGAGUAUUUCUGGAAGACCAUAAAUGCCAGGGAUGGUCUCUUGUGGAUAUAUCUGGUAAUAAAGUACACAGUAGAUGUCUUCUGACUUCUGUAAUGUUUGUAGGGACUAAAUGGUUCUUGUCUUAUAUGGUACCCUGAUGAGGUCAGUGGGUCUCUUUUCAGUCUUUCAUAUGUGUUGGCAUCACUGAGAAGUAUAAGUCAGUGUAAAUCAGUUGUGUUAAUCCAUGCCCAGCGAUGUCACAGGUUUUCUUUCCUUGAGGAGAGGUUAGAAGGGUGGGCCUUAGCAUUGGAGAGCGCUGACGACACUUUGAACCUCAUUUGUGGUAUUCUUCCUAUAGCUGAUUCUGUUGCCAUGAUCAGAUCAACUAUUGGAACUUGUGGUUUAAUGGCGAAGUUCAGCCUUUUAACCAAAACCUCCUUGUCUGUUUGGGUAAGUUUUAUGUCUGACAGGUUUUUAUUAGCCAUCUGUUGCGUAAUUCUUCAUUAGCUGAGGUCCCUUUUUUUUGCCCCCAGGUGAGCAAGUUCUGUCAUUUGUGAAACUUUCUUGUUUGUCUUGCUUUGGCUUUGUUUUGUUGAGGAAGUUGGGCAUUCGUGGUGAAAUGAAUCACCUUUUCACAAACCCCUUGGGGCAGAAUUGUAAUUUUUCUAACUUCACCAUCAGGCUUUCAGCGGUAAAAUUGACGUGUCAUAAUCUCGUCCUUUUCCAGAUUUUCUCUGUCCUGCAGCCUUUCAUAGGCUUGUCUGUAAAUGUUAUUUACUGCCAUUUUCUGUAAAUAAUGAACUGAAACAAGCUUAAUAAUCCUGAAUAAAUA
This is a messenger RNA of Dunckerocampus dactyliophorus (ringed pipefish), 5255 nucleotides long. It is a transcript of the gene hormad1, whose product is annotated as HORMA domain containing 1. Bases 183 to 1271 code for a protein of 362 amino acids. The transcript is spliced from 15 exons. The record is from RefSeq and is a predicted model, not a curated record. Lineage: Eukaryota; Metazoa; Chordata; Actinopteri; Syngnathiformes; Syngnathidae.